AUGGUGGUGGUGCGUGUGGCCCUGCGCCUGCGCUUCACGAAGGUGCCCGGGGUCCAGGGUGAGCGUGUAUUUCGUGACACCAUGACGGUGACGGACCCACAUGACCACGGGUACCAAGACAUUGGUGCUAUUGUGGAGAAGAAGCUUCGAUUCAUGGACGUCCCGCCCUGUGAUUUCACUGUAUUCCACAAAGACAGCAAAACAGGUGACACUGUGGUAGUCGAUGAUGCUUAUUUGUGUGAGCUUUUAGAAGGAUUGGUGGAGGAAGCUACGACGACGAUGACGGCAGCAGCGGCGGCGUCACCCACAGGAGCAGCAGUAGCGCUGGGGACGAAUGGCGGCUUCCCGAGGUCCGCCAAUGAUGACGAUGAUGAUGAUUCCAUUGUAGAGAAGGCGGUGUCUUUCGACGUGGAGGUGGGCCGUGAGCGGCCGACGGAUAACCCCCUGCAAGCCGGAGGGAAUAAAGGAGGGGUCGUUUUGCCUCUAACUUCGGAGGCGCUGGAAGCACAUGCCUCGGAUGGUGUACGUGUCGGCAUUGCUUCCCUUACAUGUCCUCCUAAGUAUCCUAAUUUCUUUAUUCGUGUUGUGGUGAUUGCUAUACGUUUCAAAGCUCCGAAGCCCAACAUGUCCGUGUGUGAAAUAGACUUUUGUGAUGCUGAAGAUGCGCAGCAGCAAAUAACAUCUGUGACAUUUGAUGCUGUUGUGCAGAAAGCUGUUCGAGAUAAUUUGCGGAGUGACCGAAGGCAGGUGGUGGAGCUUCGAAACAUUUACCUCCGCGUUAAGAAUGAGACUGAUAGACGCUUUCAAACGAAUAAACACGCUCUCCUCAUUCGAAUGGAUCGGGGGUCGAGGAUUGAAGUGGUGCAGGUGCUGCCAGUUCCAAUUGCACUGCGGUCUGAGCAGGUGGUGUCUGUACGAGAAAACUUGCUAGCUUCUGGUCUCGUGAAUCUUAGUGACCUUGCCGGUUUCCGCGACUCGCAUGAUACCCGAAUGGGGCCUAGUAUCCAAAAUGUGCACUCUGCCAUUGGGUCAUCAUCGUCGUCAUCAUCAGGGCAGAGCGGAGCCAGACGAACAAUGCUUUCCUUUACCAGUAGUAUUUCUUCAGGUAACAUGUCUGUUUCAGGUGUAGUUCCUUCUCAAAUGGGUGAGCAGGUUAAGCGGCAGCAGGCUCAGUUUCUAUCAAAACGGGUCCGAGAAGAGCCUCUGCCAUGGGAACCCGACACACCGCAGGUCACCCUUAAGGAUGUUCGGUUGCGUGACGCCAUUGUGGAGCAGCAGGCAGUUCAAGAAGAGGUGAAAAAGGACCGCAUCCGUCGGCGGAAAGAAGUAAAUCAGGCAUGCAUUAUUUGCGGUAUCAACUGUGAAGAUGAGAGUACCCUUCGUCUGGUAGAGGACUUAUUGAAGAAUAGCAGUCGUAACAUGGGCCGGCACACUCCAACCAUGGCAGAGCUCCGCCACGCGUUGUCUGAUCGUCGGAGAACCAAGGAUGGAAAGCCACGAAAUCGCCUCGUCUGCUCUGAACACUUUGUAGAUCUCCGAACACGCACUGUACAUGUUGUACAUUGCCGUUGUGUCCAUCUUUGCAGUGGGUACCAGAAAGGAUCUGAAUUGGAGGAUGUAGUGUUUUGCGAUUUGCCAAUGCAAAUGUGCGAGCUGUGCGGCAUGCCUGGAGCGAGUGUCUCUUGCUAUCAUCCAGAUUGUCAUGAGAAUUACCACACAGUGUGUGCUCUAUUUUCAGGUGGUUAUGUGAACUUUGGCAAGAAAGAUCCGUAUUUGCCCUGCCCAGCGUGCCCAAGACAUACGCAGGUGGUGGUGAAGACGUCGAAAGAUACACCAGUUGUUAGUUGUGGACGGCUGGACUCUUCUGCGUGGUGGGAAGAAGAUGAAGUUGUCUUUGACUCUCGGGUUGUGGAGGACACCGAUCUGCGCGAUCCGGAUGAGAACGAUGGAGUCUAG
Messenger RNA from Trypanosoma grayi, 1956 nucleotides. RefSeq lists its product as hypothetical. The record is from RefSeq and is a predicted model, not a curated record. The transcript has a single exon. NCBI's taxonomy places the organism in Eukaryota, Euglenozoa, Kinetoplastea, Trypanosomatida, Trypanosomatidae. The coding region runs from base 1 to 1956 and encodes 651 amino acids.